UAGUUCAUUGCAAAAAGCAGCGCAGCAGCGACGUUCCGGCGUCUCUGGCGUCCUAUGCACAUAGUACUAAAAACUAGCAUAAUAAUAAGUCUAAUUCGUUUAUAACUUAAGCAAGACAUACAUAGGCAUACGCAUGUGUGUGUGUGCGCUUACAUAUUGCCUGCUCCUUAGUUUAGUUAGUGUUUAGUUAGAUUAAAUGCCGGCUAAAAUGUUGUCCAAAAUGCACCCCAUGGCCAAGGGCAUGAUGACCUAUGCCCUGCUGUGGCCCACGGGCAGCCUCAUCCAGCAAACAAUAGAGGGACGCAACUUCAAGACAUUCGAUUGGGCACGUGCACUGCGCUUCAGUCUCUUUGGCAGCCUCUAUGUGGCGCCCUGCCUCUAUGGCUGGGUGCGUCUCACCAGUGCCAUGUGGCCGCAGACGAAUCUGCGCAUUGGCCUGCUCAAGGCCGUAACGGAGCAACUGUCCUAUGGCCCCUUUGCCUGCGUUAGCUUCUUCAUGGGCAUGAGCCUGUUGGAGCUGAAGACCUUUGAGCAAGCCGUUGCCGAGACCAAGGAGAAGGCCCUGCCCACAUACAAGGUGGGCCUCUGUUGUUGGCCCAUUAUACAGACCAUCAACUUUUCGCUAGUGCCGGAACACAAUCGCGUUAUCUUCGUCAGCUUUUGCAGCCUCCUUUGGACUAUAUUCUUGGCAUACAUGAAAACGCGAACAAUGGAGCCGGACCACGAACAGGUACAGGAUAGGGAGCAGGAAGAGCAUCAUCAGCUACCAGAGAUCGAGCUGCUUACAUAGCUGUUCUAUUUUUUGUUCAUAGAAGAGAGGAAGCACGCGAAAAAGUUGACCCAGUGCAGCAGCUACAGGGAAGGCAGGAGAUGCAGAUGAGGCUAGGGAGACAGCAGCAGCAGCUAUCAGAGAUCAAGCAGGAUGCUGUCCUUGUU
Molecule: messenger RNA, 936 nt
Organism: Drosophila navojoa
Lineage: Eukaryota; Metazoa; Arthropoda; Insecta; Diptera; Drosophilidae
Product: mpv17-like protein
Cellular component (GO): cytoplasm; membrane; mitochondrion
Source: RefSeq, a predicted model, not a curated record